AUGCAAGCGUAUUUUCAAAAGCGACGAAUCUACAGACAACUCCAGAAACAAAUCGUGACAGAGCAUCAGGAUGCCCAAUACAUCUGGACCCAUGAACGACGAUUUUGGUACUUCCCAGAUGGAGGACUUAUGCCCGAGUCCUGCGACCCUCACGAGGGAGCUGCCGCAGAGAGAUGGUCCGAACAUGGCCAUCGGACUAGGGUAGGAGGGCCAGCUCUCGAAGUCCAUACAGCUCGCUCGCAUAUGGAACGUGACGGAGACGUUGAACGAGCGGAUAUGGACCCGGAGUUUAAUGUUGAUCCAUACCCAAUCAACUCGCGUGACACAAUUGGGGCCGACGUUGAUAUCGUGAUUACAGGUGUGGAAAGGGCAAGAUAUGUCGAUCACCAGGAAGAUGGGGAUCCCGAGGAAGCUGGAAAUGGUGAAUCGAGUGCAAAUGCUGAUGAAGAUGUGGAUCGUAUGACCGCCGAGGAGAAACAGAACACGAUUAUUGUUGUCUCCUACGAGGAUGAUACGGAUCCAAUGGAUCCGCAUAACUGGUCGUUUGUUCGGCGGUUUGCAUGCACGACGCUGAUUUCCUUGCUUGGAUCGUUGGCAUUGUGGUCCUCUACCAUUGAUCCUCCGGCUUUGAUUGAAACUACGAAGCUUUUUCACACCAACUUUGAGAUUCAGAGUCUUCCAACGGGACUCGGGGGAAUGUUGACUGCGCCCGUCUCGGAAGUAAUUGGGCGGAAUCCAGUAUACAUCGUCUGCCUGAUCUUAUUCAUACUCUUGGAGACGAGUGCAGCUUUAUCCCAAAAUCUGGCCCAACGCAUUGUGUCUCGUGGCUUGGCUGGUCUAUUUGCUUCCGGUCCGUUGGUAUGCUCCGCAGCUGCCCUCGUCGACCUGUGGUCUCUGAUAGAGCGAGUCUACAUGUUUCCAUACUAUGCUAUGAUCCUCGAGCUUGGCGCCACCGUUGGACCAGUGCCUGGGUCGUACAUCGUGAUGGCAAAUACAGUCAGUUGGCGCUUUGUGGACUGGUCGACUGCCAUUCUAACCGGCCUCUUGUUGGCACUUGUUAUUCUAUUUCUCCCUGAAACUUACAGUCCGGUUUUACUUCGAUGGAAGGCACAACAACUUCGUCGUCUGACGGGCGAUGACCGCUACCGAGCACCACUGGAAUUCAAGAAAGUCUCCCUACGAGGACGUUUCCGCAACGCAUUCUCUCGACCGAUAAUCUUCUUCUGGACAGAGCCAAUUAUCGUGGUAUUUUCCGCUUAUAUGGCGAUCGUCUUCAUAAUUCUCUACACCUUCACUGCAGGCUUUGCUUCGAUCUUCGAGGAAAAUUAUGGUCUCAAUCAAGGCGAAACAGGCCUUUGCUUUCUCGCAAUCUCCACGGGAAUCAUACUCGCCAGCGUUCUCGUCCCACUCUCAAUGAGACUCAUCCGAAGAGAUAUCUACCACGCCCGCAGACACGAUUUGGCCCGACCCGAACCCGAAUGUAACCUGUACAUGUCCAUGUUCGGCGCACCGAUAAUCCCUCUUUCGCUUUUCUGGAUGGGCUGGACAGCUCGCCCUUCGAUCUCAAUAUGGUGUCCCCUUCCAGCGGCGCUCGCGUUUGGCUUCGGCGUGUUGGGCGUCGUUGUUUCCUCGUAUCAGUAUAUCGCGGCGACAUUCGAGUAUCACACGGCUAGUGCGUUGUCCACUAUUCAGGCUGUCCGGGUCAUGGCUGCUGGGGCGAUGGCUGUGCUGGCGGAGAUUAUGUAUAAAGAUCUCGGGGAGGCUUGGACGUUGACCUUAUUGGGGGGUAUUGCGAUGUUGUUUUUGCCGGUGCCUUUUCUACUGUUCAAAUGGGGAUCUAGGGUGCGGCAUUGGAGUAAAUUUGCAAGGGAGCAUGAGCGGACUGAAAUGGGUUGA
This is a messenger RNA of Penicillium cataractarum, 1896 nucleotides long. RefSeq lists its product as uncharacterized. The coding region runs from base 1 to 1896 and encodes 631 amino acids. The transcript has 2 exons. The record is from RefSeq and is a predicted model, not a curated record. Gene Ontology annotation, biological process: transmembrane transport. Gene Ontology annotation, molecular function: transmembrane transporter activity. NCBI's taxonomy places the organism in Eukaryota, Fungi, Ascomycota, Eurotiomycetes, Eurotiales, Aspergillaceae.